Messenger RNA from Saccostrea cuccullata (small rock oyster), 1557 nucleotides. RefSeq lists its product as uncharacterized. Lineage: Eukaryota; Metazoa; Mollusca; Bivalvia; Ostreida; Ostreidae. The transcript is spliced from 7 exons. The record is from RefSeq and is a predicted model, not a curated record. The coding region runs from base 1 to 1557 and encodes 518 amino acids.
AUGGAAAGGUCCGAGGAGUUAUUGACAGUUGAGGACAGGGCACAGUUAUCCACAUUUAUUGGCAAAAGCAGCAGUUUUGAACUGUUAUAUAAAAUAAGUCGUGAUGGUUGUUCGGCGACAAGGUUUCACCAGUCCUGUGACUACAAUGGUCCUACAGUAACGGUCCUUUACGAUACUAAUAAUAGCGUGUACGGGGGAUUCCUUUCAGAAGACUGGAAAGUAGGAAGGCCUUCAACAAGCAUAGAGGAUAGAAAAGCCUUCGUUUUCACUUUACGCGACAGUGGUGUUUCAGAGCCAAUGAAGUAUCCCGUCAUAAAACCUGAACAUGCUGCAUUUGCAUCGAAGGAAUUUGGGCCAACCUUUGGUGCAGGGAGUCUUCUGGAUAUUGAUGAACCUAAACAAUUAGUUCAUAAACAUAAGAAAAUGGCUUUUAGAAAAACUGGGGCCCCUCAGAACCACCAAUUUGAUGAUGCAACUGUAGAUCUGUUAACAUUUUAUGGAACUGUAGAACCAACUGUGGAUAGAUGUACAGGGACCCAAAAUUAUGAACUAAAUGGAAAAGCUGAUUUCAGAUUUGCCUAUAGGGGAGACAAUGAGCCUAUGUGGUGCGCAUAUCCCAUGUGCGUCUUUGAUCUAGAGGUGUAUAAAGUUAAAGUUACAGUUGGUAAAAGUUUACUUUUUCCAAAGCCCUCUCAUGAGACAUGGAGAGAGUUUCCUUGCUGGGAUGAACAGACAUUUCGAAAAUUAAAGGACACAGUUUCCAAUUAUAAACCCUUAGACGAUUCGGGUUUAUCUGAAGUGAACAUCUUAUUAGUAGGGCAUAUUGGAGCUGGGAAAUCCAAUUUUUUCAACACUGUAAACUCAAUAUUCCGAGAAGAAGUGACAGCUCGGGCAUGCGCAGGAAACUCAAAACAUAGUCUUACUACAGUUUAUCGAAAAUAUCGAAUUAGAAACCCGGAAACUGGUGGGUAUUUAAACUUCCGCCUCUGUGAUACACGUGGAAUUGAGGAAGAUAUGUGCAUCAAACAUCAGGAUAUGGUAUCCUUAUUAGACGGACAUCUCCCUGAUCAACACAAGUUUAAUCCUACGGCUCAUGCUACCGAAAAGGACCCUGGCUUUAAUACAAAACCUACCUUUAAGGAUAAAAUACAUUGUGUAGCUUUUGUUAUGGAUGCGAGUACCAUUGAUGUUCUUCAAGGAUCAGUCUCGCAGAAAAUGGAAGAAUUUCAUUCUCUUAUGAUUGAACGGGGAAUUCCACAAAUAGUUUAUUUGACGAAGUUGGAUAAAAUUUGUCCAUUUGUGGAUGACGACGUUCGCAGAAUAUUCAACAGUGAGGCUUGUAAACAAGCUGUUGACAAAGCAGCUGAGGUCAUCGGGCUUCCACGCUCUCAUAUUUUCCCAGUGAAGAACUAUGAAAAAGAAACACAGCAGCAAAUAGGAGUCGAUAUUUUGGCGCUCUCCGCUGUCAGACGGACGCUUGUGUAUGCAGACGAUUAUCUCGAAGAUCAGUUCGAACUCUCACAAUCUGAAGAGCAACUUCAGCUUCUUAAACUGUAG